CGAAAUAGAUAUGAGCUGGUUAUGUUUAAUUUGUGUUGCAAAGUUGUGUCUGUGACCCAACACCAUUAACUAACUAGUUGAUUUUACAUAAUGUUAUGUGGCACUAGCGUGUCAAGACUUAACAGUUAAUAAUAUAUAUGCUACAAGUGUUUUGGACAGAACAUUUACUGAUUGAGAAAGUAUACUUACUUUUUACCAUUUCAUUUCUCUUUUCACUUCUCGUGUUCAGCAAAAUUUAAAGAAAUUAUCAUUUCAAUUUUGAUACUGAAUGUUAAUUUUAGAAGAUAUAUUUGGAUGAGGCUAUCAAGCCAAGGUACUGUUCUUGUAGUGUGGCUGCCUUGUUUAUGUGCAUGUAUCUUUGUAUCUUCAUCUGCAUGUAUUGUGCCUACUUUACUUUGGUCAAUGAUCCAAUUAUGUGAUGACAACUCUUUUAUUUUGCAAUGUUAUACUUUAAUUUGAUGUGUAUUAUUUUGUAAAAUUGUUAAUGUAAUCAUCAAUUUGAUCGCUGAAAUUGUAAAGGGUUAAAUAAUUUGGUCCUUGAAAUUAAUGAAAUUCCUAAUUAAAAAACCUUGAUCACAUUAGCCCCUUCAAUCCAUGUCUCGGACUAAAAGUACCAACCUAGAAAGACUAAUGCGGUCAAGGAUCCUUAAUUUAAGGGAUAUUUUUAACUUUAUUUUGAUGAUAUUGUUUUUAUAACCUUUUUUAAAUCUUGGAUUGGUUAAUCGGAUAAUAUUAUCCUUUUAACACUGGCCUUAAUUAUUAUUUUUUUUGUUGUUUUUCAAAGCUCUUUUGAAUUUUUUCUUUAUUGAUCAAUCUUCAAUGAUAUCUUGAGCUGUGAAUUUGAAUUUCUUCACUGAACUUGUGAGAGAUACUCAAGGAGAAGAACAAAAAUUGAAAGAAAACCAAAUGCUGUGUUCUUUGAACAUGGUGUAAAGUUCUGAGACAAGAUCUGGAUGUUGUAAUAUCUACCUAUGCGUCUCAUAGUCUUCGUUGUACUGAAUCCUUCAUGAAAGAAAAUGUAGUUCAAGAGCUCCAGCAAAUGCAACCUAAUGAACAAACCAAACAAAAAAUGUUGGCCAUACUAAAGCGAUUUCAUUCAGAAGAGGAAAUGGAUAGCAUGGAUGAGGAUUCUUUUGAAGAUUCAGCUUUGUCCGAGGAGACGAUGGAAAAAAUAAUGUCAGGACAAGAAAUCAGUUUCGAUGAUUUAUCUCUUGAAGAGAAGAAACAAUUUCAGAGAGCUAUUGCCUCUGGGGAGUUGAGCAAGAUGAUCAAACCAUGGGAUCCAUGGUGGUCAAAGCUUUCUGCCAGAGAAAUCCGUCUUAGUAAAGAAGGAACUCAGCUUGUUCAAACUCUUGCAGAGCAGGAAUUGGAAAAUGAAACUGAAAGUAAUGAAUCAAGCGAAAUUCCUCUCGGCCCUGAAGUUCCACUACCUCCUCUAAGUAGGCUUAGUUCCAAGGAGCCAUCACCUCUUUUAACUGUUCACCUAGUUGAUAUAUUAUACAGCUACUGCUUCACGCUUCGCCUCUACAACGGAGAUUGGAGAUCGGAUCCAAUAGGGUCAGUCAUGGUUGUGUUGAGUGUGUCCUCAGUUUUGGGUCAAGGUGGGCAGCCAGAGAUUGUACUGGAAGCCCUCACUCAUUGCUUGGAGCAAGUAUGCUCUCCAGCUUACAGACACAUGGGGGGACUGCAAUUCGGUUUAGGUGUUAUUGAUGAUGUGAUCAAUCUACUUUCACUGGGAAGCCCUGCUAUAGUGUGUGCCCUUCGCGACAUGCGUCGUUUGAUUCAAGAAGGAGAAAAGGAGGUGAAAUCAGAAAAGCCAAAAAAGUCGAGGAGGGAUGAGAUUAGUAGUAUUAAGCAGGCAGAAAGGAAGAUAUAUUUCAUCAUGUGUUGGGUUCAUGAGCAGCCAGAUGAAGUUUUGUCCUCUUUAGCAGCUAUUGUAACGGCACAAAAGACAUCAGCCAUGGAGUUUCAGGGGAGCAAUAAGCCUGAAAAACCGAACAAUAAAGCAGAAUCCAGAGGCAAAUGUUUAAUUGAGGAGAUUGAAUGAUUACACACAUUGCUGUCCCCUUACCUUUUAACCAUAUUUAUUUAUCUAUAGAGGUAUGGUUACUUGAAAUGGUCGUUCUGAACGCAUUUGUGUAAAAUACUUUUAGAUAGAAAUUUGCAUGUUCAAUAGGGUUACUUUUCGUAUUGCCAUGAAAAUCAAAGGGGUUACUUUUAGUAUUGCCUUGAAAA
This is a messenger RNA of Medicago truncatula (barrel medic), 2235 nucleotides long. RefSeq names its product zinc finger HIT domain-containing protein 2. Lineage: Eukaryota; Viridiplantae; Streptophyta; Magnoliopsida; Fabales; Fabaceae. The transcript has 4 exons. The coding region runs from base 1007 to 2047 and encodes 346 amino acids. The record is from RefSeq and is a predicted model, not a curated record.